Molecule: messenger RNA, 3015 nt
Organism: Adineta ricciae
Lineage: Eukaryota; Metazoa; Rotifera; Eurotatoria; Adinetida; Adinetidae
Source: the annotation of a GenBank genome assembly
AUGACUGAUUCCGAACAAUCUCUGUUACAAUCAACAGAAAAUAGAAUAAAACACCGAGUUGUCGUAAUUGGUGGUGGAUGGUCGGGCCUCUACGCGUUAAAGUAUCUAUUAGGCGAAGGUCUAGACGCCCAUUUAUAUGAAAAUCGCUCACACAUCGGAGGUAUAUGGUGUUUUAAUGAAAAUGAAAAUGUCGGCGGCGUUUACAAAACUACUCACGUCACCUCAUCAAAAACAUUUUUACACGCAUCUGAUUUUCCUAUACCGAAAUCUUACGGUGAAUUUCCUUCUCAUGAAGAGAUUCUUGGAUAUCUACAUUCCUAUGCGGAUCAUUUUAAACUAUGGCCAAAUAUACAUUUGAAUUCUGAAUUGAUCAAAAUUGAACCACAAUGGCGACUGACUUUUGCAAAUCAAUCUCAGAUAAUUCACUGUGAUUAUCUUGUCAUUUGUUCAGGACAACAUCAGCAUGCUAAUGAUCCACGUGACACACAUCCAUUUGAUCAAUUUACUGGAACGUUUUCACAUAGUAUUUCAUAUAAGCAUCCUUAUCAGGAGCAAUUUAUGAACAAAAGAAUCCUUGUCGUUGGCGGCGGCGAAACUGGUAGCGAUUUAGCAGUGGAACUGAGUGCAACAGUGGCUAAACGCGUUUAUAUGAGUAUUCGGGAAGGUCAAUGGUUCCAAGCACGUGUGCUAGGGCAACAACCGGCUGAUAUAAUGUAUACAAUGUUAAUGAGAUUAUUUGGUUAUUAUAACAACAUAUUAGUUCGAUGUUGGAAACGAAUGUUUUUUGUUCCGAUGUGGGGUAGUGGUGGUACAGGUGUUCCCGAAUGGAAUCCAACAGUGCCGUUUCUACACGGAUUUAUUAAUAAAAGCCGAGAAGUUGUAGAUUUCAUUGCAUUGAAUCGCGUUAUUCCCAAACGAGGCAUCACAUCAAUUAACCAACAACUCAUUACUUUCGAUAAAGAUGAAACUCCCGUUGAAAUUGAUCAUAUUCUUCUUUGCACUGGUUACAAAUGGAUUCACCCCUUUUUCUCACAUUCAGACAUUCACGAUCUAUACAAGCUCGUUUUUGCGUCGGGUGUCAAUGGUACUCUCGCAUUCGUUGGUACAGCACGACCCGUUUUCGGUUCGAUACCAGCCAUGGCUGAACUGCAAGCACGAUGGGUCGCUGCAGUCUUUGCUGGACGAUGUCAGUUACCAUCGGAAAAAGUUAUGGCACAACGUCGUCAAGCCUAUUGGACUCGCCAUGCCCGUUUAUAUCCACACGAUCAUCAUCGUCUCAGACAAUUAGUUAAUCUUUUUGAAUACAGUGAUGUUAUUGGUGACGAAUUAGGUGUGCGUGUUAGUUUAUUUUAUUUAUUCUUUCGGCAUCCAUCGAUUUGGUUUCGCAUUUAUUGUCGUUCACCUUGGUCGCCAUUUCUUUUUCGUAUUGGACGAUACUCAACAGCUGAAGAAAAACUAGCCUAUCAACGACAUUUAGACUGUGUCCCCGAAACAGAUCAAACCUUCCAUCGUUUUAACGAUGUCAUGCUCGGAGCGUGGUUAAUCACCUUGUUUUGUUUACUGAUUUCUUUCACUAUUGUUUUCUUAAAAGGAGGAAAAAUUUUGGUUGUCAUCGUCAACCGGCAUCAUAAAAUAACAUUAGGUAACUGUUUUGUUAUUGAGUCAAAUAUCCUUGGAGAGAGAGAGAGAAUGGAUAACACAAAUGAUGAAGUAUAUUUUGAAUACGAUACCUACGAAGAAUUUCGGCAGGAACGUCUUAAAUUGAACUACAAUAAUAAUCAACUAGUCAGACGACAGACAACUCGACAACAACGAGCACGUGUAAGAAAUAUGAAGUUUUUUGCAUUUUACUGUACAUUGCUGAAGAAAACAUUUCUUAGAAAGAAAAUUCAAUCGAAAGGUUUUCGAUUAUGGAAUGAAACAUUGAACGUACCAGCUGUCAAAGAUGAAUCUCUAUAUGGCAUCUACCAAUCAAUGGGUCGAAUAACCAGCGAAUUUCUUCAAAAAGGUCAACGAUACGAUCCAACGAUAAGCCACGAAGAAUUAUUCAAGGCUGGCCGGACUGUGUGGUUUAUGAUUGCUUUUCAAAUGCAAUUGAAUUUACCUUUAGUAUUAACUGAUUCAAUAUUUGGUUACAAUAUGCUUUAUCCAUAUACCGAUGAUCUAGUCGAUUGCAAUGAUAUAACACGAGAAGCGAAAAAGGAUUUUGCCAAAGUAUUUCAUGACCGAUUACUCUUUGGCGAAUCAACGUACGAUCCUACAUCUCAUUUCGACGGUAAGCAAUCCGAUUCGACGCAGUUGAAUCUGCCUACAUCAUUGCAACCGCAUGCAAGUCGCGUGGUGAAAAUCUUCGAUAUGGUAAAAUUUAUCGAAAAUGAUUGGAAACGUGGUGGCGAAUACGAAGGUGUCUACAUGAGUUUAGCAACAAUUCAUGAAUCGCAAAUGAAAUCAACGUUACAACAUGCUAGAACAGAAGAUAAUUACGCUCCGACGAUGGCUCAAAUUGAACAAGUUAGUGCAGAAAAAGGUGGUGCAUCAUUGAUAGCUGCGGGUUUUCUCAUCGAAGGAAGAUUAACACAUGCAAAACUGGCUUAUCUCGAAUAUUUAGGAUUCGGCUUACAACUGCUAGACGAUCUACAAGACGUGCGAGAAGACAUGAAAAACAACCAUCGAACGAUUUUUACUCAAACGCUCGCUGAAGGUCAACCACUAGAUGCGCCGACAGCUCGUUUGAUUCAAUAUUGUUAUUGUGCUCCUGCUUAUGCCAAGUUUAGUGAUGAUCAACGCACCGUCUCAGAUCGUAAGACUGGCGUUACAUUAGCACAUUACGUUCGAGUCUCUAUGAUGAUGUUUUCGGUGGUAUUGGUCUUAGAAGCAGCUUCGCGUUUAAAGGAAUAUUAUUCGAAAGACUUCUAUCGCGAAUUAUCAUCGUUAAGUCCGCUGACAUUCAGUGAUUUGAAAAAAGUUCGUGUCGAAGAGACGAUUUGGUCGAUCGUACGAAAUCAAUGGUUUUAA